AUGCAAAACUAUGUUCAGCCAAAUAAGAAUGAUCCAUCUAUUAUUGCCGAACUCAAAAUCCAAUUAUUGAACAGUUUGGAAGAGAAAUUUGCACCGUCAAUCACCGAGCUUCAUUGGGCCGCUUCCUAUCUCAAUCCUUCAUUCAAAAGUUUUUCAUUUGUCAAUGAUCUCGGAUAUUUAGAUAGACAGAAAAAGGCUGUGCGAAAAGGUGUUCAUGUUUUGGCCACGGAUUUAUUCGAUCAAUCAGAUGAAAUUUUAAGUUCUACAACCCAAUCAACUUCAGCAUCGACUAAUACACUGCUGUCGAAACGAGUCAAACAAGAUCCUUUUGCCGGUUUUCGUCAAAAGAUCGCAUCCUCAUCUCCCACUGUAUUAUCAACUAAACGUGCGUGGACAAUCGAACUUGACCGUCAAAUGCAAGUUUACGAAAACCUUCAACUUGAUUCUGAUUACAGCAAUAAUCCACUUUCGUUUUGGAAGGUUCAGAAGGAUACUAUUGGUUUGCUUGCCAAUAUUGCCAAGUCGCUUCUUGUUAUUCCAGCGUCAUCGGCUGAAAGUGAACGUCAUUUUUCCAUUGCGGGGCAGAUUGUUACAGAACAACGUAGUUUGCUCGAUCCUGAUACAGUAGAAGCUCUGGUCGUUCUCAAAGAGUUUAUCAAUACAUUUCGAUCAUCCAUCGAUGCAAAUAGUGCAGAUUCUCGACCAUUUGAUAUUUUUAAACAAUAUUUAAAAGAAUGUCUUGACGAAACUGAUGAUUCUACCAUUCUUCCAACAUUUAUGAAAAAAACUAUUCAAAUUGUUAUUACAUCAUCAACAUCUACUGUUCAUCAUCUCGUAUUUACAAAGAUUGUUGGUCUUAUGAUUAUUUAUCUCGAUAAUAUAUCAUCGGAAGCAUUACUCGAUAUAACACAUGAACUAAUCGAAAAAUUAAUUGAAUCAUCCACAAACGCUGACAUGUUCGUUAUUAAUACAAAAAAAUUUUGUUCACACACAUAA
Rotaria sp. Silwood2 is the source of this 996-nucleotide messenger RNA. Lineage: Eukaryota; Metazoa; Rotifera; Eurotatoria; Philodinida; Philodinidae. The record is from the annotation of a GenBank genome assembly.